Messenger RNA from Geodia barretti, 4890 nucleotides. NCBI's taxonomy places the organism in Eukaryota, Metazoa, Porifera, Demospongiae, Tetractinellida, Geodiidae. The record is from the annotation of a GenBank genome assembly.
GUGGUGUGUGUGGUUGCAGAAAGUGAACGCCCUUCUUAUUGAGGGCCGGUCGAGGGCCGAGUGAUCAGUUUACCGUUGUAGUGGAUUGUGUGCUGCCUUUCUGUGCUAACCGAACGCGUUUGUUCGGAGCAGUUUUAGAGUCUGGUGCCGUGGAGGAAUUCGAAGAGAUCCCUUUGGGAGAAGGCGGUGGCGUUUUUAGAUACACUGCUUAUAGUUCUGCUUCGGAGAGACGAAGAAAUGACCCGGCAAAGACAUGUGUGGUACAUGAUCCUGCUAGUAGGGCUGUGCAUAAACAGAGACCCAUGCAUUGCCAUUGAGUGUACACCUUCAUGUCAACCACCUGCUUCCACUGAGGAGUGGUUCUCAGAUCUCAUGGUGUGUGAUAUCAAACCCAGAAAUGCUACUUUGAUAUGGACGCGAGAUGCAGAUACUACAAAUGCCUCAUAUAUCGUGCUGUAUGAGGUCACUGGAAACCAAAUACGUUCUGAUUUGAUUAGUGGAGAUGAGGAGCAAUUUACACAUGUACUUACUGAUCUCACUCCUGAAACUGUGUAUGAGGUGCAAGUGUGUCAGCCAGCGUUGAGUACUUGUGGGAAUUGUGAGGUUGAGUUCUCAACUCCAGCUGCAGAAGAGCCAUCUGGCCCACCGGCGGAACUGAUGAUAUUAGCAUCAGGUCCUUCUACACUGACUGUCAGCUGGUCUGCUCCUCUCCUCUACCCUGAAGUUGUAUUGGGUUAUAUAGUGCGAUGUGCACCGGAGAGUGACAAUUCCAACAUCAUGGAACUCUCAAGAGGAAACACAAGAUUCAACGCCCAGUUCCAUAAUUUGAUACCAAACACAACCUACAACUGUGAAGUACAUACAACUAGCAAUUUUGGGAAUAGCACCCCAGCUACAGACACUGCCAGCACCCUUCCACGAGAGACUGUGCCAGGGCUGAUGUUUAUUGUGGGACAGAACUUUAUUCAGUAUGUUCAACUCUCUGAGAGCUCGUUACAUCCGGCAUCAUUCUUUUCAUUUUUGGAAAGUACUAUUGAUGUUUUGAAUGAAACCCAAAUAACAUCUGAUAUCUCAGGUGUGGACUACCAUUUUCAUCGGAAUGAGCUGUAUUUAACGCUCUCAAAUGGCAAUGUUCUCCAGUAUAAUUAUUCCCUCUCUGAAGAUGGAGUGACCAUUAUCUUCACUGUGCAUCCAACUCCUACUGUGCUCUACUCUUGUAUGCAAGGGAAUACACUCGGUGCUAUCACAGUCGACUGGCUUUUCCACAAUCUUUAUUGGCUGGAAUAUGAGGGCUUAUUCACCAAGGUUAUGCGCAUGAACCUCGAUAGUCUACAAGUGGUCUGUGAAGCUGUUUGGGAGAGUCAACGAUAUAGAAAAUUAGGGAUAGAUCCUGUUCAUGGUUAUCUAUACUGGAGCAUAGAUGAUGUCUCCAGUGAUGGUGGAUUGUUUCGAGGAUCUCUGAAUGAUUUUCGGAGUUCUCAGACUUCGACCUGUCCUCAAGUUGAUGCUGUACAAGAAUUUGUGUUUUCGAGUGCUAACUUCACUGACUUUGUCUUGGAGCCAGAUGUCUUUAUUUACUUUAUUGCCGAGAACACUGUGCAUUACAUUGGAUUUGAUCAACAGAACAAUGGAAGUAUAAUGGGCAACAAUUCUAUGCUCCUGGAGUCUUUUGGUGAAAUCAUUGUGACUGUCACUAAUAAUAUUGGUGGGAGAUGCAAUGCAACUGCGGCAAAAUGUGAAUUUUAUUUAGCACUAUAUAAUGGCAACAAUAUUGAAGAUAUUUUGGUACUCCGAAAGUCAAAACAGCCACUUCCAGCGCCACCAUCAUUUCCAGCUGAUGUUCGUGUUUUUUCUGGUUCUGAGUCAGCAACUGUAUCAUGGUCAAGGCCAAGUUUCGUUCAGUCAUUUUUUGGUCAAAGUGCCUACAGUGACUGGUUGUACUGUGUUAACUACACGACAGUUGAUGUUCCUAAUAUGGAGAGUAACUGUACACGUGACCUACAGAUACGUCUGUCAUCUCUCGAUAAUGACACUCUUUACAAAUUGAGAGUCAGUGCUAUUGGUCCUGGUGGUGAGAGAGCCACGCCCAAGGAAUUUGUGUUUCGAACUAAACCAGCUGGGUCAGAGGGGGCUAGGUUGCUUAUCUCAACAGACGCGGCAGUAAUGGUAUCAGACCUUGAUGGUUUGAACCCGAUGCAUAUUAGUGAAAAUGAAGAAAUCACUCGAUCCACUAAGGAAUCAAAUGGUGUGGCAUAUGACAUUCGGAGCUCCCUCUACUUCUGGAUAAUAGAGGGAGGACAGGGUCCACUGUAUCGUUACAACACCUCCGAGGACACUUUCUCCAAUUUGGUACCAAGCCUUGAUACACCCAUUUCUCUGGCAUCUGACUGGGUCGGAAGAAGACUCUUUUGGGUUCAAGAUGGCAUCAGCGUUGCUGAUGAUAGGCAGUUAAAGACAAUUAACAUGGAUGGUGGAAACUCUGAUAUUUUUGAUGAAGAUCCUAGAAUUACUUCCAUUGCAGUGGACUCUCUCAAUGGGAGAAUAUUUUGGAUAACUGGAAAGGUCAUAAUGGCAAGAAAACUAAGUGGCUUUUCAAAAGAGCUCUGUAUUAGUGUAGAAUCGGAACCUUUAGCUCUAACACUGGACGUAGAGAAGAAGUAUUUGUACUGGAUGACAUUCAACAAUGAAGACAAUACAGUAUGGUUGAAUCAACUUGACUACACCACAGACGGAUGUGGCACAAAUGCUGUUCCAGUGGAAUUGCCUGGAAGUCUCUUUGUAUCCAGCUCCAGAGGAGUGUUGACUUACGGUCUAGGAACCCUUUAUCUCACUACCAUCUCCACCAGCGGCCAAUCCAUAUAUGUUUUCCCAGCUGAUUUUGCUAGUUUUACUUCAAUCAUUGGUGACAGUGUUAAAAUGGCAUUUGGAGUGAUUCCACAAGCUGAUGUUGUUAGGGCUGUCUGUGUGGUGUCAGAAAUACUCCAGCCACUACCUGAUGGUUUAGUUGCAACAGGACUCUCCAACGUAAGAGCCGGGCAAUUAUCUUAUGCUCCAAGACUUAGAGAAAAUGAAUCAAAUACCUCAGUGAUUGUCAUUGAGUGGGGUCAAUCUUCUGCAAACAUUCCUAACUCAAUUCUCUAUGAAGUUGAGUAUACCCUGACUCCAUUUCGUCAACCUGCAAUGGACCCUGCAAAAACGUUUACUACAGAUACAUUCAUUCGUCUGGAAGAUCAAACAUUUUUCACUGAAGUGAAUGUUACUGUAACUCCUCAUACUCUGUGGUUGGAGUCUAAUGAUAGUUUAUCUGUCACCUCUGUCUUUUCAUCACCUCCCAGUGCACCAGGAAAGGUUAUGAAUGUCAAGGCAUAUGUGUUCCGACCAAGUCUAGAGAAUGAUAAUGACAUUACUGCUCUUAUUGUAUGGGAUCCUCUCGAUGAGGUUGAUGCUGGGGGCACUGUUAGUAACUACAGUGUGAGCAUAAGCGGUGGUUCAGCAAAUCUUGAGUUAACGACCAUGGAGAAUGAAUCUUACUUCAUUGUAAGAGAAUUUUCCAAUUUAAACGUGCUCUCCUAUCCUUUGAAGAAUAAUGAAAUGUACAAUGUGCAGGUGUCUGCUGUUAAUAAUGGAGGUACUGGAGUUUCGUCUGAUUCGAUUACUCUCUCAACUAAUGAUGUGAGUCCACCACAAGAGCUGUUGGCAGUAACCAGUGGUCAGUCAUUUCUAUAUGGAGGCUCUGGAGUAGGAGCAACGUAUGUGGCUGUUCACCCAGUCUCUGUGAAUACCAUCUCGCGACUUAUGUACUGGUACAACAGUACCAUAAACUCUAUAUUGAUGCAAUCACUGGAUGGAGAUACAAUAUCUGUUUUUCUGAAAGACACUCCAAUCAAUGUGUCCACAAUGGCGUUUGAGUGGCAAGGAGAGAGACUCUAUAUGGCUGGAGAGAAUUUAACUACCAACCUGUUUGAAUUGUGGCGGGUACCGGUGGUGUAUUCGAAAAAUAUUGAAAGAGUGCACACAAUCCUCGAUCCUGUGAAGUCUUUGACCAAUUUGGUUGUGGACUCCUUUCGAAGGGGGAGAGCAUACUGGCUCCAAGAGAAUAAUGAUGGAAAUGUGUCCCUAGAAUUGCUACACCUGGGUAGCGAUGUACAACAACAGGAGACUGUCAAUCUCUCUAACCUUACUGUGUCAGCUCUUACUCUUGAACCACACACUGGGGAUCUCUGGGUUUCAAACAAAACCAAUGGGAAAAUACUCAGAUGUCCAUGGAGUAGUGGAGCUUGUGAAGAGGUGGUCAAUACAGAUAUGAUGGUAACCAGUAUCACGCAGGAUGAAAGUAUGAUAUAUUGGACAAAUGGUUCUGUCAUUGCAUCAGUUGAUGUUGCUGAAUCUAGUACUCCAAAUGUGUGGAUCCCUUUUGAAGACUGCAAGAUAAUUUCUAUACACACAUUAAGCCCUGGCCAACAACCUCAGUAUUGUAAGUAAAAGCACCAAGUAUUACCACCUUUCUGGUACCACAUGCUAUUUAACAAUUUUUAUAUCACUUUACUGCAAAAUGAAGGUAAUAGGAAAAAGAUCCUGACUGUGAUUAAGUGUUCUUGGCAUAGCAAAGUAUUGUUCACAUGUACAGAAGGUAUAACAUGUGUGGCUAGAACUAGCUUAUGAAAAAAUCACACUUUUAAAGGAUGUACCUGGCCACAUUUUUUUGAUAUUUUACUUCAUUGGUUUAUGCCAAAGAAUAAUAUUUUUUACGCUUUGUUUUAAUGCGAUAUAUUCGUGAGUUUGGGUCCCAUAAUAUGUUUGUAUAGGAGAGGGAAAAGUGUACAUUUAAUAGAAGUCACACACGCAAUAGUUGUGCAAUUGUGUUGCACACGUUCUACAUAUGGUGUUAGU